CCCUAACUUUGGGCAUCGUUUGUGUUCCCUUCGCAGUGGCAUAGCGGUUAUCGAUGGCGGGGACGGGUAAGCACUUCGCCGUUGCAAGAUCCACGUCCUCCGUCGUCGCCUUCCUCUCUCUGCUCGCCCUCUUCUCCGCGUUCCUCCUCUUUUAUUACGUGAGGUACUCUUCUUCGUCGAGAUGCCUCUUGAUCUCUGACUCUCUGGAUGCUCCUCUUCACCUCUCCAAAGGAGGCCCUGACCCUAUCCCGCCUGCCGAGUACUCCUUCCUCGCCUCGCUCGAGAAGUUCCUAGCCACGCGUGCAACCCCUUCCGGAUCCCCGGGCGUUGCUGCCGCUAGUGAGGGCGAUGCUCCCUCCGCCGCCGUCAAGGCGCUCGACGACUCGAUCUGGAAGGAAGAGGCGGAGAGGCUCUACGGAGAACCAAUGGAUCCGUGGUCAUCUCCCUCGGUGGUACGGGUCUAUGUCUACGAGAUGCCGCCUAAAUUUACCUACGAUCUGCUGUGGCUCUUCAGGAACACGUAUAGAGAGACUUGGAAUCUGACCUCCAAUGGCAGCCCUGUGCACCGGCUGAUCGAGCAGCAUUCUGUGGAUUACUGGAUCUGGGCAGAUUUGAUUGCACCAGAGUCUGAGAGGCUUCUGAAGAAUGUCAUUAGGGUUCAUAGGCAAGAGGAGGCAGACUUGUUCUACAUCCCAAUUUUCACAACAAUUAGCUAUUUCUUGGUUGAGAGACAGCAAUGCAAGGCACUUUACAGGGAAGCUCUAAAGUGGGUGACUGAUCAGCCAGCCUGGCGACGAUCUGGAGGAAGAGAUCAUAUACUUCCAGUCCAUCAUCCUUGGUCCUUUAAAUCUGUUCGCCGAUUUAUGAAAAAAGCAAUUUGGCUUCUUCCAGAUAUGGAUUCCACUGGAAAUUGGUACAAACCAGGGGAUGUCUGGCUGGAAAAAGACCUUAUUCUUCCUUAUGUUCCUAAUGUUGAUUUUUGUGAUGCACAAUGCUUACAUGAUUCUCAGUCAAAAAGAAGCACAUUGUUAUUCUUUCGUGGAAGGCUGAAGAGAAACGCUGGAGGUAAAAUUCGUAGUAAACUUGCAGCAGCACUACAUAAUAGUGAGAAUGUUGUUAUGGUAGAGGGAAGUGCUGGUGAAACUGGAAAGGCAACAGCUCAGGCUGGGAUGCGCAAGUCGCUCUUUUGCUUGAGCCCAGCUGGUGAUACGCCUUCUUCAGCUAGGUUGUUUGAUGCAAUAGUUAGUGGUUGUAUUCCAGUCAUUGUCAGUGAUGAAUUGGAGCUUCCAUUUGAAGGAAUACUUGAUUAUCGUAAGAUAGCACUUUUUGUCUCUUCUAACGAUGCUGUACAACCGGGAUGGCUCGUCAAUUUCCUUAUGAAUGUGGAUUCUAAGCAAAUUAUCGAAAUGCAAAAUAACCUCGCUAAGUACUCGAGGCAUUUCUUAUUUUCGAGUCCAGCUCAGCCUCUCGGCGCCGAGGACUUGGCAUGGAGAAUGAUUGCUGGCAAGUUGGUAAACAUCAAGCUGCAUAUGAGGAGGUCACAACGCGUGGUAGAAGGUUCAAGAAAUUUGUGCACCUGUGAAUGCAGAACAGGAAACAUCACCAGGGUACCGUGAAUGCUUCUUCUUCUUCUUUUGUUAUUAUCUUAUUAGCUGUAUAGAAAAUUCUUCUACUACGGCAUGUGGACGCUCAUCUUGUAAUUGCGAUGACAACUUCUUGCUAUCCUUUUGUUGCCUAAACAAGUUCGCAAGUAUUUCACGUUGCCCAUUUAUUCCUGUCACUCUCACAUUUUAUUUGACCAAUUGAAGCUAAACAAGUUCAUUUAGCUA
Messenger RNA from Zingiber officinale, 1829 nucleotides. Its product is annotated as probable arabinosyltransferase ARAD1. Gene Ontology annotation, molecular function: glycosyltransferase activity. Lineage: Eukaryota; Viridiplantae; Streptophyta; Magnoliopsida; Zingiberales; Zingiberaceae. The transcript is spliced from 9 exons. Bases 54 to 1616 code for a protein of 520 amino acids. The record is from RefSeq and is a predicted model, not a curated record.